UAUACCCAAAGGACACACAGGAAACCAGAAAAGUCACCAUGGACACCAGGGGAAAGACCAUCAAGUGUCGCGCAGCCAUUGCCUGGGCAGAAAAGUCUCCUCUUUCAAUUGAGGAGGUGCAAGUUGAGCCGCCGAAGUCCGGAGAAGUUCGUAUUAAGAUGAUCUCUUCAGGGAUCUGUGGCUCUGAUGACCAUGUGCUGAAAGGAGAACUCUUGAUGAACUUUCCUUUAAUUCCGGGUCAUGAAGGAGCAGGAAUUGUGGAGAGUGUUGGUGAUGGAGUUUGCUCCGUGAAACCAGGAGACAAAGUCCUCACCCUCAUCAUUCCUCAGUGUAGAGAAUGUGACGCCUGCUUGCACCCCAAAGGAAACUUCUGUGACAAGCAAGAUGUUUUUCCUUGUUCUGGGGUGAUGCUGGACGGGACUUGCCGGUUUUCCUGCCGAGGACAGAAGAUUUAUCACUCUUUCCGCACAAGCUCAUUCACAGAGUAUACUGUCGUGCCCGAGAUUGCAGUGGUAAAAAUUGAUGACGCUGCUCCUAUGGAUAAAGUUUGUCUCAUAAGCUGUGGCGUCCCUACAGGCUAUGGGGCUGCUGUUAAUGCAGCCAAGGUCACCCCUGGCUCCACUUGUGUGGUUUUUGGACUCGGAGGGGUCGGCUCAUCUAUCGUCAUGGGCUGCAAAGCCUCUGGUGCGGCUAGAAUCAUUGGGGUUGACAUCAAUGAGCGGAAGUUCCCUCGGGCCAGAACCUUGGGAGUUACUGACUGUCUCAACCCUAACAAGCUCAAGAAACCUGUCCAGGAGGUGGUGAAGGAGAUGACAGGUGUUGGUGUUGACUUUGCCUUUGAGGCCAUCGGACUGGUUGAUACCAUGAUUGCUGCUUGGAACUCCUGCAACAAAAGCUAUGGUGUGUGUGUGAUCGUUGGGCUGGCUCCAUCAGAUGCACAGAUAUCCCUUGAGGCAUCCAAGAUUUUAUCCGGAAAAACCCUGAAGAGCAUGUGUCUGGGAGGUUAUAAAACCAGAGACUGCAUUCCCCAAAUAGUGACUGAUUAUCUUCAAAAUAAGAUUAAUAUAGAUCCUUUAGUGACUCAUCAGCUGCCUUUUAACCAACUCCACAAAGCCUUGGAGCUGUAUCAUUCAGGAAAAGCCAUCCGCUGUGUUCUACUCUUCUGAGAUCUCAGUGAUAAAGAGUUCACAAGCAACCUGAAGGGCUUUCCGCGCCCAAGAGCAACCGGAAGAGGCAGAUACCGAGUGCAGCUGUUCUCCCGAAACGAGGACUUCUAGACUAUACUGAUAAUAAAAUAAGUUGG
Messenger RNA from Grammomys surdaster, 1303 nucleotides. RefSeq names its product alcohol dehydrogenase 1-like. Gene Ontology annotation, biological process: retinol metabolic process; retinoic acid metabolic process. The coding region runs from base 39 to 1166 and encodes 375 amino acids. Lineage: Eukaryota; Metazoa; Chordata; Mammalia; Rodentia; Muridae. Gene Ontology annotation, molecular function: all-trans-retinol dehydrogenase (NAD+) activity; zinc ion binding. The record is from RefSeq and is a predicted model, not a curated record. The transcript has 9 exons. Gene Ontology annotation, cellular component: cytosol.